Messenger RNA from Melampsora larici-populina 98AG31, 2761 nucleotides. RefSeq lists its product as uncharacterized. Gene Ontology annotation, molecular function: ubiquitin protein ligase activity; ribosome binding. Bases 113 to 2548 code for a protein of 811 amino acids. Lineage: Eukaryota; Fungi; Basidiomycota; Pucciniomycetes; Pucciniales; Melampsoraceae. The transcript is spliced from 7 exons. The record is from RefSeq and is a predicted model, not a curated record. Gene Ontology annotation, biological process: protein ubiquitination; rescue of stalled cytosolic ribosome.
UCUCAACUCAAAUCAACUCAAACACAAUCUCUUCAAGCCUAUUCUCAUCUUCUCUUCAACACUUUACGAACCUUUGGUCGUCAACCUAAACUUUCACUUCCUUCAACCGAUCAUGUCUGCCGAACCUACCUCCUCUGUGCAACCACCUCAACAUGCUCGCCAGCCUGGUCGUGGUCGUGGUCGUGGUCGUGGUGGCGGUCGCGGUGGUCAUCCGAAUCCUAAUGGCGGUGGUCAUCCGAAUCCCAAUGGCGGUGGUCGUUCAAAUCCGAACCCAAAUCCUACCCCUGGUGCUGGUGCUCGUCGAAGCAGAGGUGGAAGACAAUUUGGAUCUCAACUUACGACUGAUGACAAACCACCUUCGACCGUACAGGCACCCGUCACUCAGCCACAUGAAAUUCAUAAACCAUCUAUCAAAUCCGAUCCGGUGAAUUCUACAAACGGCCUUGAGAUUGAUCUCAAGUCCAAGGGUAAAUCGAAGAUUGUAGAUACGCCAGCAGAAGUCGAGCCCGACGAAGCAGAGAUAUGCUUUAUCUGUGCACAGCCCGUCCAACAUUACGCACUGGGUGUCUGCUCACAUCGGACCUGUCAUGUAUGUGCUAUCAAGAUGCGGGCGCUUUAUAAUAAGCGUGAGUGUACGUUCUGUAAGACCGAUCUGCCCGAGAUGAUCAUCACCGAGGAUUCUUCAGCCCCCUAUGGAACGUAUGACCUGGCCAGCUUCCAAUAUAAAGACUCUAAACUUUCGAUCUUUUGCGAAACCUUUCAACAAUUAGAAGAACUCUUGGGAUUAUUAAAGUUCAAUUGUCCACAUCCCCAAUGUUCUAUCGUGCUCACAAACUGGCGGGAGCUCAAAUCACAUACCACAUCUAGUCAUGGACUUUCUCUAUGCGAUUUAUGUUGUACAAAUAAGAAGGUUUUUGCACACGAACACACUCUUUUCACUCGCGAUGGGCUUGUUAAACAUAAGAAUAUAGGAUCAGUUGGGACAGGAAAAGGUUUCUUAGCCACACAAGCCGAAGGUGAAGGUCAUAGUCUCGUGGGAGAUGACGGAUUCAAAGGCCACCCCAAGUGCGAAUUCUGUUCGACUCACUUUUAUGGUGAUGACGAAUUAUACAAGCAUUGUAGGGAGAAACACGAACAAUGUUUUAUCUGCGCAGCCCACUUUCGUACCGAUCAUCAUAUAUGCACCCACUCUGGCUGUCUUCAGGAUAAAUUUGUCGUAUUUGAAACUGCAUUUGAACUUCAAUCUCAUCUAGUCGAAAAACAUGGUGCAGAAAUGGGUACAAAGGCCAUCAAAGAUGCUAGGAAGAUUGAGACCAACUUCGUCUACAGUACUUCUCGUGAACAACAUGCUCAAGGCUCUUUUCAUGGUCGUGCAGGCCCUAGCGAUCAAGAAAAUCUUCAGGCGAUGAGCAUCUCGCCUGUAGUUAUUGGAACUGCAACCAAUCUAUCUAAUGCCAAUAGAAUUGUCCCAGGCUUAGGUAACAAUUCCAGGGAUCCGGUGGGCACAAGUCGGAGACGAGAAAAAUCCAAGUUCAAGUCUACUCUCACUACUGACUCGGUACAGGAUGGCCAGUCGCCUUCAGGUCAGGUGACUGGACCCGAAGAAGUGGACCACACGCUUAGUUCUAGUGCGGAUGUUGUUGAGCGCCAAAAACACGCGGCUCUUAUGCAAAAGGUUAAAGAUGCCGCUGGUGGAUCCGAGAAUAAGGUGGUCUCCUUUCGAAGUGCUGUCAAAACCUAUCUUAACAACGAGAUGAGCGUAUCUGGCUUCCUGGAUGUAUUGUCCACAAUCUUUGAAGGACGUAGCGAGGCUUUGGGUGGUAUCAUCAAUGGCCUUUUGAAUCUUGAGAUGGACCAAGACCGGAAGACUGAACUACUGAAGGCGUGGAAAGAUUUACAGGCUAUUAAAACACAGUUUCCGUCUCUUGAUCAUGCUGGAUCUUCACGAGCAGCUCAGGCUUCAUAUUCCAAUCCUAAUAUGCGUGUUGCCACAACUUGGACUCGUGGGGAUACCUCCAUGUCUCAAUUCCCAUUACCAGGUCGUUCAAAGAAUGAAACAGUCAAAACGAAUCCCCCAGGUCGAGAGGUCCCUGGUAUGACGCCCAGGACCGCAAAGCCUGGCAUACGACCCACCCCUUGGUCUGGUGCCAACUCCGCCUCAUCCUCUUCUAACCAUAUUCCCCGAGUCACCCAAUCAAGACCACCAAACCAGCCAACGAAAUCAUCAACCCAAAUUCAACAAACCAAACCGAUCCAAAAACCCACUGAAGCCAAUUUCCCAGGUUUACCCAUCAAUCAUGCGAUUUUAAACCGACAAACAAAAGUCAAACAAAUGUUAGAAAGUAAUUCGAGUAAUGGAAGAUCAACGACCAUCAUCGAUCAACCAUUCUCACCUAAUGGUGAAGAUCGAUUAGGUACAGGCUGGAUUAAUCGUAGAGCUGAGUCUAGUACAAGUUCUACAUCACCUACUCCACCUCUACCUCAAACCUCAUCAGGUAAAAAACCACCCAAGAAGGUCGUCUUGUUUACUAAUGCUCGACCUGCUUGAAGGGUAUGGUAAGAAGUUUAAAUUAAUGGAUCACAUAGGGUUCUUGUUCAGAUCAAUUCAUAAUUCUUUAGAUAUUGAAGAUGUGUUGUAUUGAAAAGUUUGGAGAGUCAAUGAAUUUGUAUCACUCUUGUUUUUUUUCUUGAAAAUAGAUUGCUUUUAUAUGUGUUUGGAUUAUUAUAGAUGAGGUGACCAAAUGCCAAAAGAUAAAAUUCU